Messenger RNA from Sphenostylis stenocarpa, 2958 nucleotides. The record is from the annotation of a GenBank genome assembly. Lineage: Eukaryota; Viridiplantae; Streptophyta; Magnoliopsida; Fabales; Fabaceae.
AUGUUUCUAUUAUUCCUUCUCUUCCUCUUCUUUCUCUCUCCUCCGCCAGUCUCUCACUCUCUAACCCAAGAUGGCCUUUUCCUCCUCGAGGCGCGCCGCUGUCUCUCCGACCCCGACAACUCCCUAUCAUCCUGGAACCCCUCCGCCGCCACCCCCUGCCGAUGGCGCGGAGUCACGUGUCACCCUCUUUCUGGCGCCGUCACCGCCGUCGAUCUCUCCUCCUCCUCCCUCUCCGGCCCCUUCCCCGUUACCCUCUGCCGCCUCCCCUUCCUCUCCAACCUCAACCUCUCGUCCAACCUCAUCAACUCCACCCUCGCCCCUGUCUCCCUCUGCCGCACCCUCCUCCACCUCGACCUAUCCCAAAACAUCCUCGUGGGCCCCAUCAACUCCGUCGUCGCACUCACUUCCGUCCGUCACCUCGACCUCUCCGGCAACAACCUCUCUGGCGAAAUUCCAGCGAAAAUCGACGCCCUUCGCCACCUUGAAACGCUCAACCUCGUUAACAAUCUUCUCACCGGCACCAUCCCCGCUUCACUCGGUAACCUCACUUCGCUCAAACACCUUCAACUCGCUUAUAACCCGUUCAAGCCGAGUCCCAUCCCGAGACAACUCGGUAACCUCCGUAACCUCGAAACGCUUUUUCUCGCUCUGUGCAACCUUGAAGGCCCCAUUCCAGUCACCUUCAGCAACCUCGUCAAUUUGACCAGCCUGGACUUGUCUCAGAACAGCAUCACCGGUCACAUUCCGCGAUGGUUCACGCGCUUCACGAGCGUGAUCCAAAUUGAGCUGUACAAUAACUCGCUCUCCGGGGAGCUGCCCAGAGGAAUGUCGAAGAUGACGAGUUUGAAAUCAUUCGACGCAUCGAGGAACAAGUUGACUGGGACGAUUCCGACUGAGUUGUGCGAGUUGCCUCUGGAGUCAUUGUACUUGUACGAGAAUAAACUCGAAGGGUUUUUGCCGGCGGCCAUUGCUCGUUCUCCGAACCUCUAUGGACUGAAACUUUUCAGUAACAAACUCGUUGGAACGUUGCCGAGUGAUUUGGGAAGCAACUCACCGUUGAACCAUAUCGACGUUUCGUUUAACCAGUUUACCGGCGAUAUUCCGGCGAACAUUUGCCGGCGGGGUGAGCUUGAGCAGCUACUCUUAAUAUACAAUUCAUUUUCGGGUGAAAUUCCCAAUAAUCUCGGGAAAUGCAAGAGUUUAAUGAGGGUUCGGUUAAGGAACAAUAAUCUCUCCGGAAGUGUUCCUGACGGGGUCUGGAGCUUGCCCCGUUUGCACUUGCUUGAGCUUUUGGAAAAUUCUCUUUCUGGCCACAUUUCUAAGGCGAUUUCUGGCUCUUCCAGCAUGUCAAAUUUGUUGCUUUCAAAUAACCGAUUUUCUGGGUCGAUUCCCGAGGAAAUCGGAUUAUUGGACAAUCUGGUGGAGUUUGCUGCUAGUAAUAAUAAUUUAUCGGGUCGGAUUCCGGGGAGUAUGGUGAAGUUGAAGCAGUUGGUUAAUCUUGAUCUUAGUUCUAAUCAACUUUCUGGUGAUCUUAAUUUUGGUGGAAUUAGUUACUUGAGUAAGGUCACUGACCUUAAUUUGUCACAUAAUAGGUUUAAUGGACGUGUUCCAAGUGAAUUAGGAAGUUUGCCUGCGCUUAAUUAUCUUGAUCUUUCUUGGAACAAUUUUUCUGGAGAGAUUCCAUUGCAGUUGCAGAAUUUGAGGCUAUCUGAGCUGAAUUUGUCUUAUAACCAGCUUUCUGGGUAUAUUCCUCCUAUUUAUACCCAUACCAAGUAUAAGACGAGUUUUAUAGGGAAUCCUGGCCUCUGUAGUAAUCUCCCUGGGGUUUGUAAUGGUCAUGAUAAGAAUAAGAAUUGGAGCUAUGUAUGGAUUUUGUGGUCCAUUUUUGUGCUUGCUGGACUGUUGUUCAUUAUUGGGGUGGCAUGGCUUUACAUUAGGUACAGGAAGGUGAAGAAAUUGAAGGAGGAGUUGUACACUUCGAGGUGGAAGUCGUUUCACAAGCUGCGGUUUAAUGGGUUUGAGGUUGCUAAGUUGCUGAAUGAGGCCAAUGUGAUAGGAAGGGGAUCAUCUGGGAAGGUGUACAAGGUGGUGCUCGGCAAUGGUGAAGUGGUGGCAGUGAAAAAAUUGUAUGGAGCACCUACGAAAGUGGAUGAAAAUGUUGGUUCUAGGAAAGAUGAAUUUGAUGCUGAAGUAGAAACUCUGGGGAGGAUUAGGCACAAGAAUAUUGUGCGGUUGUGGUGUUGUUGCAACGAUGGGGACCACAAGUUACUGGUUUUUGAAUACAUGCCAAAUGGGAGCUUGGGUGAUUUGUUACAGGGUAGCAACAAGAGCCUGUUGGAUUGGCCUAUUAGGUAUAAAAUUGCAGUUGAUGCUGCUGAGGGGCUUUCUUAUUUGCAUCAUGAUUGUGUCCCACCCAUUGUCCACAGGGAUGUGAAAUCUAACAACAUAUUGGUGGAUGAGGAGUUUGUGGCAAAAGUUGCAGAUUUCGGAGUUGCCAAAAUGGUUACAAGAGCCGGCCAAGGGACAGAAUCAAUGUCUGUGAUUGCAGGAUCAUAUGGCUACAUUGCACCAGAAUACGCAUACACUCUGAGGGUGAAUGAGAAGUGUGACAUAUACAGCUUUGGAGUGGUUAUUUUGGAGUUGGUAACUGGGAGACCCCCCAUUGGUCCAGAGUAUGGUGAAAAUGAUUUGGUGAAGUGGGUUUCCUCUGCAUUGGAACAUGAAGGAUUGGAUCAUGUAAUUGAUCCUACAUUGGACUCCAAAUACAGGGAAGAAAUAAGCAAGGUGUUGAGUGUGGGGUUGCAUUGCACCAGCUCCAUCCCAGUAACUCGCCCCUCAAUGAGAAACGUGGUUAAAAUGCUUCAUGAGGUAACAACGGUUCCCAAAUGCACAAGCUUAAACGCUGGAAAUGACCCUUGUUACAAUGAAGGCACAUCUCAUUGUAUCAGUGAAGUGUAG